GCCUUCUGUGUAGUGUAAGGUACAGGGCUUUGUUCCUGAAUCUAAGGGUGAUAAGUUUAAGUUGUAUUGGUUUUACUAUGUUUCAGUGACACAAUGGAUUUUGGUAACAGAGGGAGAACCCGCUGCAACAUGAGGCUCACCUACUCUCUGUUAGUCAUGGGAAUGUUCUGUGUGACACCAUCCCUCUGCCAUAGCCAGAUUGAUCCACUGACUCUUGGGCGAGCAGACCCUCAGUGCUGGGAAUCAUCCUCAGCUGUCUUACUGGAGAUGAGGAAGCCUCGCAUUUCUGACUCUGUCAGUGGCUUUUGGGACUUCAUGAUCUUCUUGAAAUCAUCAGAAAACUUGAAACACGGGGCUCUGUUCUGGGACCUGGCUCAGCUAUUCUGGGAUAUCUAUGUGGACUGUGUGCUCUCCAGAACCCACGGCCUAGGAAGAAGACAGCUUGCAGAAGCUCAGCAGAGGAUCACUACUCUACCUUCUCAGUUCACAGGGCGAAACCAAGGUUACUACUCCUUUAACCAAGGGAUGUUCGCUUAUAUUCAGAGGUCACCUGUUCUGAGGAAGAAAGACUUGUUUGAAGAUUUAAUAAAAAACCACAAGCAUAAGAGUAAAUCUACGUUACUUGGAAGAAUCAUUGGAAGCUAGGGAAAAAGAGGAAAUGACGCGCUUAAUCCAAGAUUCAACUUGUAGAUUUUUUUUAAAACUAUUUCUCUUCAAUUUUUGCAUUUUAAGUCUCACUGAUGUUAAUUUACAGGUGUACAAAUGCCUAUAACUAGUACUGUAUCUGAUUAACUUCUGGGUUGUUGCUUUGUUUUUGUGUUGUUUUUUUCUUAAGUGCCUAUGAAUUUAGUCUCCCUAAUAAAUGCAUGAUUUAUAAGCAAUUGCCGACUUCAAUCUGAAUGUAUAUCAGGCUUUUUGUAACGCAUGUGACCUAUUCAAACUAUUUUCUUUGCCAAAAGUGCCAAAGCAGGAAAAAACUAGUCCUCUGAUGAGACAUUGACAAACAGGGCAUGAAGUUGCCCGAAACCUCCCCCGUUGUCACUGCUGCACACACAUACAAAACAGCCACUGCUGAAAGACAUCAUCCUACUAAAGAAAAGUAGUACUUUUUUUUUUUCUAUUAAAAAUAUCUCCAAAGGACUUUGAAGUUUACCAGCAAAAAGUAAAAUGAAAGACUUUAAUAGGUGUCACCAGCUCCUCUCUUUGCUUUCAUAGGACAUUUUUAUGGUAUUUCCUUAGAUUUCUAGUUAGACAAGUGCUUCAUAAAAUGUAACAUAUUCUCACAAAGUAUUUAAACAAAGGAAUUCUCAUACAUGACUUAAAAUUGCUUCGCUUCUUUCUUUUAGCUUGCAAGCUGUUUGUAACCAAGUCAGUUUCCUCUGACCGUUACUGAUAACUCUCAAAGGCAAUUUGAUGUUAUAAUAAUAAUAAUAUAUAUUAUAUUAUUGAUUAUUAUACCAUUAAUGUACCGGAUGUAUGCAAAUACAAAAUCCAGCUUUCCAGGGUAGGUCUAUUUAGUCGCUCAGUCAAAGCUUCUUUCCUUGAGCAUAUGGCAAUAUUUGUCUUUUCCUUCACAAAAUAUCCAAAUCAAAACUCAUUUGCAGAAGCAUUGUAGGUGUUCAGCAACUUGUAGAAGUAGGUUCAAGUAGAAAAAUGUGUAAAUGAAAUCUUGACAUGGCUAUUGGACCUGAAGAAAAUAAAUGUUAUUCAUCAUCCCAUUGGAUGGAAUCCUGAUUUUACAAAAGCAGACAGCAAACCUCAAGAAGCCUC
Meleagris gallopavo (turkey) is the source of this 1770-nucleotide messenger RNA. Lineage: Eukaryota; Metazoa; Chordata; Aves; Galliformes; Phasianidae. The record is from RefSeq and is a predicted model, not a curated record.